CGCUAUGGACCUACAACAGAUGGAAUAAGUAGAGAUAAACAAAUAAAUAAAAGUAGUGUCGGUUUAUAUAAACCGAAAAUAUAAUCUAAUCUAAUCAUGGCAGAGGGGUUUAAUAACGACUCCGAUGUUAUGGAGGGGAAUGAUACUAAAGGAAGCGCGAACAUUUAUUACACUCUUGCGAUGGAGAAGAUUAGGGAUGUCGUGAUGUCGCUUCCUGACGAUAUCCAACCCGGUCCUGAUCUUUACGGGUUGCCGUGGGAAGUGGUGAUCUUCACGAGCAUGUUGGGUUUAUUCACCUUCCUGCUGUUCACCUGCAGAUUCGUCCAGGCAGUUAAAAGCCGAUUGUACUGCAGUAAAGAGAGGAGGAUGGGACAGAAAGUGACGGAGCUUCUGGAGGAGAAGUGUAAGGCUCUGGAGAUGCUCAGUGAGCGCGAACACAAGUUUAAGAAGCUGGAGACUGAGCUGCAGAAUGGUGGACUUUCAGCUCAGGAUUCAGAGAGAGAAGAUUUAGAGGAAAUGUUGAAGAAGCUGGAGGAGGCAAAUGCACAGAUGAAGAGUGAUAUGGAGAAAAUGCAGGAGGAACUCGACACAGAGGAACAGCUCCGGAAACGGCAGGAAGAGCAGCUCACAAAACUGGAAGAGAUGUUAAAAAAACUAGAGAAAGAGGCCACAGAGCGUAAAUCUCAACUGGAACAGGAUAAAACAACUCUGAAAAUCCACGAGAUGAACACUGAGAGACUGCAGAAGAAACUCCAGGAGGCUAAAGAGGAGAACAGCAUGCUACUUGAGAGCAAAGCACAGCUGGAACAGGAGGCAGAGGGAUGGAGGGAGCGACUGAGUGAGCUGGAGGAAGAGAAAAGGAUGAGUGAGACAUCACACAAUGGAAUGAUGGAGAACUGCGUGAAUAAAGACGCGCGCAUAAAGUCUCUAACGGAGUGUCUGUUGAAGAUGAGAGAUUGGGACUCGGAGGAGGAGAGCACUGUGAAUGACACAAGUGGAUCGGAGAACAAAAGCUCUUCAGAUUUCAGGCAGAAACAGAAAGUACAGAAACUGAUCAGUGCAGCAAAGAUGAGUGCAGAUUUGAAGGCCAUGGAGGAGGACAAGGACCGAGUGUUCGCCAAACUCACAGAUGAAAUCAAAGCCAAAGAAGAUCUUCAAGAAGGUCUUGCACAGCUGCAGCAUGAAAGAGAGACUGUGGAGUCCGAGAGCUCCAUGUACGCCAGUGAAAUUGAGAAACUCCAGCACAAACUGCAAAUCAUGUCCGAGAUGUACCAGGAGAAGGAACUCAAACUGCACAGGAUGUUAACGGUGGAGGAGAAAGAGCGCUCACAGAAAGAGGAGCAGCUCAACAAAGCUGGGAAGAAGAUCAGCCUGGCUACAGAUGAACUGAACUCUUACAGACAAAGAGCCAAAGAGCUGGAGGAGGAGCUGGAGAAGACUGGUCAGGCCUACAAAAACCAGAUUGCUGCACAUGAGAAAAAGGCUCAUGAUAACUGGCUGGCUGCCCGAGCUGCAGAUCGAGACCUCGCUGACGUGAAGAGAGAGAACUCAGUGCUGCGCCAGAGGUUAACAGACUGGCAGUUUAAACUGGAGCUGAUGGAGAAAAAUCCGCAGGCUCGUGCACCGCUGUUUAGGGGUGAAAGAUCUCCGUUCGGCCCAUCCCCGCUCGGUCGCCCCCCCUCUGAAACUCGGCCCUUCCGGUCCCCUCCGACGCUGAUGGAUGGGCCUCCCAGAGUGUCUCCACAGUUUCCCAUGAUGCCCGGCAACAGAGCGCCUCCUGGUGGUGCGGAAGGUGACAAGAGUGUUUCUUACUCUGAAGGCGGCUCCCCCACAUGGGAGAGAGAACGAGAGAGAGAGCGCAGGAAUCUCGGCCCACCAGGUCCAGAUCCAGGACUCUUGUAUAGAAGACCUCUCUCAGCCCCAUUCCUGCGAGCGCCGCUUCCUCCUGAAGCCUACUACAAUGAGAAAUCGGAUUCAUCAUUCGGGGGAGAGGGUGCUGGGUUUAGAGAAAACGGGAUUCGAGACAGUGGACGCCUGAUGCCCGGUGCUGAUAUAAGGGCAGGGCCUCUUCCUCCCCCUCCUUUUCCUCCAGUGGACCCCCGAGACCCUCAUUUCCCUCGUCGAGGUUAUUGUCCUGACUUCUUCCCUCCCCCUCUGGCCAUGCGAGGACCACCUCCUCCUCUUCCUCCUGGAGUUUUUCCCAGAAUUCCACUGCCCCCCCACAUGGCACUAAUGAGACCUCCAGUUGAUCACGUUUCACCCGAGCCUCCAUCCAGACCUUCACCUCCAGGCAGCGAGCAGCCGCCUGAGCAACCUCCAUCUGCACACGAGGUCAUCUGAUCCCUUCCUCUAUUGAUCUCCGUCUCAAUUGUGUGUCCCUGUUUAAUGCACCCUUGCUGACUUCCCCUAAUAAUUGUGUAUCACCCCAAUGUCACACACACACACCUCUUUGCUUGUGCAUAUAACAAGCAAUGGCUGAUAUCAACUUGAUCUCUCAGUACUAGAAAUGUUCACUGGAAUGUGACAUGGGAUUUAACCAGAAUUUACCUUAGAGGGGAAGUGACUAAUGGUGCAUAGCGUCACUUCCUGUUCCUUUAUUCAAGGGCUGUGACUUUCGUGUCAUUUCUUUACUGAAAUUUUUUUACUGUAAUAAACAAUUGCCACUGCGAUGAAGCUAUUUAAACAGAGGUUAUUUCUGGUACAUGGCCAUGCGCUUUCUCCUGUGUGCUGAUGGUGUAGAUAAGGAGUAGUUUGUUUGUUUUUUUUUAAAUGAAAUGGCAUAGGACUCGCAGGUCUUCAUGUUUGGUGUAGUCAUAUUUAAUAAUUUUUACUUAUAAAUAAUUAGCUGAAAAUGAUGUGUAAAUAUAGUACUUGUAUCGAUACAAUAUUGUGAAUAACGUGUACAUAAACAAUAUAGUGAAUUUUGAGAAAUAUGAUGUGAUGGUGCAGAACCGUCCCUGUAGUUUGCAUAUUUAUAGAGUGGAUGCUUUAUCACAGAAAUGCAAAUGAGACCCUGAAUAAAAAUUGUCCUUCUAUGAA
This is a messenger RNA of Neoarius graeffei (lesser salmon catfish), 3039 nucleotides long. RefSeq names its product MIA SH3 domain ER export factor 2 (gene mia2). Bases 97 to 2340 code for a protein of 747 amino acids. The transcript has 24 exons. The record is from RefSeq and is a predicted model, not a curated record. Gene Ontology annotation, cellular component: endoplasmic reticulum membrane; endoplasmic reticulum exit site. Gene Ontology annotation, biological process: endoplasmic reticulum to Golgi vesicle-mediated transport; vesicle cargo loading; protein secretion. NCBI's taxonomy places the organism in Eukaryota, Metazoa, Chordata, Actinopteri, Siluriformes, Ariidae.